Molecule: messenger RNA, 2718 nt
Organism: Xenopus laevis (African clawed frog)
Lineage: Eukaryota; Metazoa; Chordata; Amphibia; Anura; Pipidae
Gene: kcna7.S
Product: potassium channel, voltage gated shaker related subfamily A, member 7 S homeolog
Exons: 2
Coding region: 693-2162 (489 amino acids)
Biological process (GO): protein homooligomerization; potassium ion transmembrane transport; potassium ion transport
Cellular component (GO): voltage-gated potassium channel complex; membrane
Molecular function (GO): delayed rectifier potassium channel activity; monoatomic ion channel activity; voltage-gated potassium channel activity
Source: RefSeq, a predicted model, not a curated record
AGGCUGAACACUGUUGGAGUUGGAGCAGGAGUGACCUGUCGUGUUCAUAGGGUCCCGAACAUUAAGAAGGAGUGUGGGAAGGAGGAGCCACAGAUGUGUAUUUUUAUUUUGCAUGGAACUACUGUUAGAUUCUGCAGUCAAGAGAACCUGAUAUCUUCAUCUCUGUGGAUCUGUUUACAGCACACAGCGCAGGACUGGCAUUGGUAUGAGGGUCUGGAAAGAAGGGGAUGGAAAGAGUGCAAGCAUAACGUUAAGCCACUGAAUACAGCAGCCACUAUAAGAAAGAAGGCAGGAAUGGUUGUGAUCUGAGAAUAGAAAGAGAAGGAAGGCAUUGUAUGUUCAUUGUAUGAAAGAAAGUGUUACUGGAAAUAAGCUGGAUUCAAGGGAAAGGAAAGGCAAAGUCAACAUAGAGGGGGACUGAAAAAAGCAUCAGGCGACCAUGAUACAUAAAUGUAUUAUUCUCAUGUAAGAUGAAGCCAAGCUCAUGAAAAGGACCGACAGGUUCAAAAAGUAAGUUUUGGAAGACAAAUGCUGACAGAAAAAUAAGUAUCUGGGAAAAAAAGAAUGUGAAGGCUGAAACUUGAAAAUAAGAGAAGUAGUAACGAAAAGAACCCAAUAAUUUAAUUAUAUCCAGUUAGCCAUUGGAACUAUGGAUAGUUUAAACCAAUCAGCACAACGCUGAGAAUACCAGUAUGCCCUCGGUCAUGGAGAACGGGGAUGAAGUGACUGGGAACUCAAACCUUGCCCUGAUUCCAGACCAGAAGAAGUAUGAAAUCUGCCGGCAAAAGAAUUGCUGUGAGCGGGUGGUGAUCAAUGUGUCUGGACUACGGUUUGAGACCCAAGUCAGGACCCUCAGUCGGUUUCCUGAUACUCUGCUGGGAGACCCAAGGAGGAGAAUACACUUCUUUGAUCCCUUGAGGAAUGAGUACUUCUUUGAUCGAAACCGACCAUGCUUUGACUCAAUACUUUUCUUUUAUCAGUCGGGGGGUCGUCUUCGCCGGCCACCCAAUGUCCCUUUAGAUGUCUUUAUGGAGGAGUUAUUAUUUUAUGAGCUCGGACAGGAUGUAGUCAUGAAAUUCCGGGAAGAUGAGGGAUUUAUGAAAGAGGAGGAAAGACUCCUUCCAGAAUGUGAGUUCAUGAAGCAGGUCUGGCUUCUAUUUGAACAUCCAGAUAGCUCAUCUGCAGCAAGAAUCAUUGCCAUUAUCUCUGUUAUGGUCAUUCUCAUCUCCAUUGUCAUCUUCUGCUUAGAAACACUACCAGAAUUCAGAGAUGACAGGGAUGUAUCUUUACCGGUACAUCUUCAUCGGGCUAACAGCACACACCAUUUGAAGGAGAAAAGCCCCUUCGAGGACCCUUUUUUUAUUGUGGAGACCAUCUGUAUCUGCUGGUUUUCCUUUGAGCUUUCAGUGAGGUUUUUUGCAUGCCCUAGCAAGGCAGCUUUCUUCAAGGACAUAAUGAACAUGAUUGAUUUUGUGGCCAUCAUACCCUAUUUUGUUGCGCUGGGUACUGAACUCGCUCGCAACAAAGGUGUAGGGCAACCUGCUAUGUCUUUGGCCAUCCUCAGGGUUAUCCGUUUGGUCCGAGUCUUCCGUAUCUUUAAACUCUCCCGUCACUCUAAGGGUUUACAGAUCUUGGGACAGACAUUGAAAGCCAGUAUGAGGGAAUUGGGGCUUCUGAUAUUUUUCCUUUUCAUCGGAGUUAUACUCUUCUCCAGCUCAGUCUACUUUGCUGAGGCUGAUCAUGCGGAUACAGCGUUUACAAGUAUCCCUGAAGCAUUUUGGUGGGCUGUGGUCACCAUGACAACAGUAGGUUAUGGAGAUAUGUCACCUGAAACAGUAGGUGGGAAACUGGUUGGGUCUCUUUGUGCCAUUGCCGGUGUGCUGACCAUCUCCUUGCCAGUGCCAGUCAUUGUAUCCAAUUUUAGUUAUUUCUACCACCGAGAAACUGAAUGCUCAGAUAUUGGCCAGUACGACCAUGUUGGGUCAUGCCCUAAUAGUCCUCCACUUACCCCAAAGACAAAAGGAAAAGACAAGAGUCCUAUGAUAAGCAAACUUAGAAAUAUAGUCACCAAUUCCAAGGCAGAAUUCCUCGAUGGACUAGGCCCUGCUGAUGACAGACAGCUGGUUCCUGGCCAGCCCUCACAUUUGAUAACCGAAGUUUGAUUUUGGAAUGUCUUCACUUAAUACUGUCUCUUCAACCUUGUCUUAAAUUAUAACAUUUACAAUGAAGAGUCAGCCAAAGAAUGAUUUCUUUUUAUCUUGGAUUUCCAACAAAGAACACUGUUCAUUGAGACAACCUCAUCCAGAGACGUUGCACAAUUUCAUCCUGGAACUUUAAAAAUUGUUGAUUUAUUUAUAAAAGUUGUCAAGCAGCUGAAGAUAAUUUGUAGCUUUAAAAGCAGUAUUAUAGGCACCAAAGAGCCACGUUGAUGAGAAGUGAAGCAAACUUAAACACCUGAAGAAGGAUACAUUUUGAUGGACUGAACCUCAAGUGAGUAUACUACAUGAUCUGAUGUUGUCUGAGCCAUAGAUGCCCAGUAGAUCUUGCACUUUUUUAUUGGUCAGUAGGAGGCUUUGUACCAACAGGCAAAGGAUGCCCCAUGAAGAUCCCAAGUGGGACAUCUGGCCAUCAAACUGACAUGAAACUAUGAAACUACAGACAUGUGCUAUUGAAUUACAUGUGCUGAGAAAGCCUGAAGGGAACAGCCAGAGGAGAGAA